Molecule: messenger RNA, 1230 nt
Organism: Alternaria alternata
Lineage: Eukaryota; Fungi; Ascomycota; Dothideomycetes; Pleosporales; Pleosporaceae
Exons: 2
Coding region: 166-1230 (354 amino acids)
Source: RefSeq, a predicted model, not a curated record
CCUUGGUGAAAAUGCCAACGCUGCAGGCGCAUACUCGGCAGCUUUCAAAUAGCGACCUGUCUAUUCUCAGCCGCAACGGAUUCCUCCUCACCAAGCAACUGACAGCCGGAAUAAUUUCAACCAGUCCAAGCUCCAAGAGUACGUCGCUCCGCCUUUGAUACACACAUGCCUCUCCACGACCAAUCCAUCAUGCAAGCCCAUGAAGAAGCCCUAGCCUUACUUACGAGCACGCCUCAAAAGACAUCCCAUGCAUCGAUGGAGAACCUCCUGAGCAUUUAUGGCGCACAACAGGGAUGUAAUCUAUCACGUGAGUCUGUUGACACUAUCCAGCGCAAAACGAUUCUGGAGGAGCUCUCGCAGAUCUUGCAUCUGCGUGGUCGUUUGCAGCAGAUGGGCGCUACAUUUUCCGACCAGGGAGAGAUGCUGACCUAUGGGAACCCAUCUUCACCCAAGGAGUUUGAAGCCAUGAUACGUCUCGGUCCAUUAUACGAUGAUCAGUGGAAUUCUUUCUUCAUUGAGACCUACGAACCGUCUGACAGUGGAGCACAAAAUGACGCACAACUAUCGACCCUUCUUGGAGAGGAGUCGUCGAGCGAAGGCGACUCAGAAUCCAGCGACGAUGAUAAUCAAAGAUUGUACGCAACAGUGAUUCUUGGUACGGAAGCGCCCCGAGACGUCACCAGUCGACCUGUGAUUCGGCAUCACCGCAGGAGUAGCGUACCACACAACAUUGGUUGGCGUUUCAGUGACGAUUCUAUACCGAGAUCUCGCAAGAACGCUGCCUGGAGGUCUAGUGACGAUUUGAGCUUGGUACCAGAAUGGAGCGAUGUUGAACAUGCCGACGCUCAGGGCCCGCAAGAUGUGUCAUCUGUGCCGAUAUUCAGGAACUGUAGUCUCAAGCGAGUUAACGCCUUGCAUGGAGAUGCCAGACCAGUAACAGCUCCAUCAUCUUUUCCCACCAAUUCGACACUAUAUGGCGCAUCGCCGUUACAAGUAAGCCAUACAGCUUCUCAUCUUACCCAAUCGCGCGCAAUACCGCCGCUGAAGAACGUGAACCCACAGAGCAGGUUACCUCCUGGCGAUAUCGUGUCGAACGCAGUAGGAGACAAGGUGAUAUCUGGAGAUGUAGCGAAGGCAACCCCAGUACAAGAGGCCGCCAAAGAAGACCGAAAGCAUAAAACAUGGGGUAGGGUACGCCGUUGGUUCCGGAAUCCUUUCAGACGAGGAUAG